GAGACCUCGGAAACCCUCAGGGGACAGACCAUCGUUGGCCCCGACCCCCAGCCCAGUCCGGAUCCCAGGGUGAACACUGCGCCCGGAGCUCGGAGGGAGCCAGGAGGAGCGCGGCGCCCACUGCCGGGAGUUGCCCGACGGCCUGGCGAGGGCGCUCACGGGACCGGCCGGGGCGCUGUGCCCUCGGUGCACGCGGCGCGCCUGGCCGGGCGCCCCCGCCAACCCUGCCGGAAGAUGGUCAACGACCGGUGGAAGACCAUGGGCGGCGCUUCUCAACUUGAGGACGCGCCGCGCGAGAAGCCGCAGCGGCCGAGCUGCAGCUACGUACUGUGCACUGUGCUGCUGUCCCUGGCUGUGCUGCUGGCCGUGGCCGUCACCGGCGCUGUGCUCUUCCUGAACCACGCCCGCGUGCCCGGCACGGCCCCCCCGCCCGUGGUCAGCACCGGGCCGGCCGGGGCCAACAGCGCCCUGGUCACCGUGGAGAGAGCCGACAGCUCGCGUCUCAGCAUCCUCAUCGACCCCCGCUGCCCCGACCUCACGGACGGCUUCUCCCGCCUGGAGGGCGCCCAGGCCUCGGUGCUGCAGGCGCUGACCCAGCACCAGGCCGAGCCGCGGCUGGCGGGGGAGCAGGAGCAGGCGCUGCUGGACACGCUGGCCGAGCAGCUGCCCCGGCUGCUGGCCCGGGCCUCGGAGCUGCAGGCAGAGUGCGUGGGGCUGCGGAAGGGGCACGGCACCCUGGGCCAGGGGCUUAGUGCCCUGCAGAGUGAGCAGGGCCGCCUCAUCCAGCUUCUCUCUGAGAGCCAAGGCCACAUGGCUCACCUGGUGAACUCUGUCAGCGACGUGCUGGACGCUCUGCAGCGGGACCAGGGUCUGGGCCAGCCCCGCGUCAAGGCCGAUCUUCAGAGGGCACCUGCCAGGGGGUCACGGCCCCGGAGCUGUGCCAACGGCUCUCGGCCGCGGGACUGUCUGGACAUCCUCCUGAGCGGGCAGCAGGAAGACGGCAUUUACUCCAUCUUCCCCACCCACUACCCGGCUGGCUUCCAGGUCUACUGCGACAUGAGUACCGACGGCGGCGGCUGGACGGUGUUUCAGCGCCGGGAGGACGGCUCCGUGAACUUCUUCCGAGGCUGGGAGGCCUACCGCGACGGCUUCGGCAAGCUGACGGGAGAGCACUGGUUAGGGCUCAAGAGGAUCCACGCCCUGACCACACAGGCUGCGUACGAGUUGCACGUGGACCUGGAGGACUUUGACAAUGGCACAGCCUACGCCCACUAUGGGAGCUUUGGUGUGGGCUUGUUCUCUGUGGACCCCGAGGAAGACGGGUACCCCCUCACUGUGGCUGACUAUUCGGGCACUGCAGGUGACUCCCUCCUGAAGCACAGUGGCAUGAGGUUCACCACCAAGGACCGCGACAGUGACCACUCGGAGAACAACUGCGCCGCCUUCUACCGCGGCGCCUGGUGGUACCGCAACUGCCACACGUCCAAUCUCAACGGGCAGUACCUCCGUGGUGCCCACGCCUCCUAUGCCGAUGGCGUCGAGUGGUCGUCGUGGACCGGCUGGCAAUACUCGCUCAAGUUCUCUGAGAUGAAGAUCCGGCCGGUCCAAGAGGACCGCUAGCCUGCACCGCUCCGCCCUCCGGCCCCCCCCCCGCCCCCCUUGGGCCCGGCACCCGCUCGUCUGCUCUCCCUUUGUCAGCCUGUGCAUUGCUGACCCGCUCUCCAGUCGGGUUGGCCCAGGCCAGCCCCAACACCAAGCCCCCGGGCGAGUGAAGUCACAGAUCACCUCACUGCCCCCGUCCCCCCAGUUUGGUAAUGAAAAUGAUCUCUUGCCUCUGUUGAGGUGGAGGCAACUCUGACAAUCCCAAAUUCUGCCUGCCCAGACUUUCCUGCACUGUCUGCUGUCUCCUGGCAAGGGCGGACGAGUCUGCCCCCAUGCCCUGCUCUGGACGGUGCCCCUGGGCAGCCCCUCCACUUUGCCAGCCCAAGCACCCAGCAUUUGGGGACACAGAGAGUUGGGGCAGGCAGCACCCCUGGACGUCCUUUUAGCAGGUAGGAGGGGAGUGCUCGGCAUUGCUGAAGCCAGGUGUGCUCCUCACAGCCCCUGGUUCCGGGGUGCCAACCCUGCCCCUCCGUCAGUCUCAAAUGAGAUCCAGGCAGCUCCUGCCCAGCUCCCUGCCUCUUUCCCAUCUGGGGCAGUGGGGGACCCCACCCCCAUUUCUCCUGCUCUGGGAGGAGGGGGCAGAUCCUGCACCACUGGGCUGGGCCGAGCCAUUGGGCUGGGAGUGAGGCUGGGCUAUGGCGGACCUGGUACCACCCUCCACCCUCACCCCUACUACCGGUUUCCAGAGAUUCCUGGAUCUUAAGGCCUCCUUGGGGAGCUGGCACUGUAUGCGGAGGUAUUUGGUGGCUGUUUCCCCAUAUGGCACCGGAGGCCGCCCCCUGCUGGUGGCUCUGGGCACUGCCACCUCCACAGAGCUGCGUGUGUGUGGGGUCUCACUGAGGAAAUGGGGAUGAGGAGCCUGAGGUGCUGACAAGCACCUCAUAUCCAUUUUCUCAUUUUCUACUCCAAUACUCAUGGUAAUAUUGUAACCUGCCCCCGAUGGAUGAGAAGGGGAUGGGGGGAGCCAAGCUCACCCGGCCAGCAGGGGCAGGACUGGAACCUGGGUUUGAGUCCAGAACCAUAGCCCUUCACUGCCUGCCCAGUAGCCUUGGGACCCAGAUGCGUAUGCUCUCAGAACCAAAUGCAGGGCUGCUUUUCCAAGUCCCCACCUGUGGGACCUGAUGUGGAGGAGAGGCGGGGACCCCGGGAAGUCAGCCUUGGGGAGCUGCUCAGACAGUGGCAGCACCAGCCCGCCCUUGCCCGGAGGGAAGGAGGGGCUGGAAAAGACAGCCGCAGUCCCGCGGAGGCAGGCAAGCAGGGGCAGUGCUGUGUGGCUCAGCUCUCCCUCCUCCUCCUGCCAAAGUUUGUGCUUCAAUAAUAAUAAACUGGGAUCUGCCAGGGGCAGCAGGAAAGGCCCAGAGUGGCUGUGACACCCCCCUCUCCAGCUCCACCCUGGUCAUCAGCAUUCAACGGAUGUCCAUAGGACAUCUGCCAUGUGCAAGGCACUGCCCCGGGUGCUGGACAAGGCAGGGUCCCUGCCCUCUUGGCGUUCAGAGCCAGAGGAGGAAAUGGCCAAGAAACAGGCGAUGGCAAUCCAGUGUGACUGAGGCAGAUGCAGAGCGAGGGGCAGUACGUGAGCGGGAGAUGUUUGCAGGAUUACCACAGAGUUGAAGGAAACUCUUGCCCUCUAGAAAGCAGGAGAGCCAGCCCACCUCGGCCCCAGGGUCCCCAGUCACAGAGCAGAGGCCUCUCGAGUGUUCAUCCCAGGGCAGCCACCACCCCGCACCCCCCCCAGCCCGAGGCGGGAGCUGGCUUCUGUGCCAGCUUGGCAGUAUCAGUUGCUGUUUAGAAAGUGCCAAGCGUUUUCUGAUCUGUCAUCAAACAAGCUCCUGGCGAGUGUGAAAUGAAUGGAUUCACAGAUGUGUGUGCGUCAGGAGGUACAGAAGUGGUUCUGCCAGAGCCUGGCCGCAGCCCAGAUGCACCAUAGCUUGGGGUCUGGCUGGGGCUGGGGUGAGUGAUGCUUCUUCAGCUUUCCACACACUGGAGACACCCAUUCCUUCCAGAGGCCCAGUUAAUGCCCUAGAGCAUCAGGGCCAAUCCCUCAGGACUGCAACCCCUGGGGGCUGGGGCCCUGCCACACACUUGCCGAAUGGGGACAAAGCGGGCAGUGGUGGGGAAAUCCAACCUCCCCCACCUCCUCAAGGGCAGCCCCUUCAAGGCUGGUGCUAAGAACAGACGUUCACUUGGACGCCAGCCUGAGCCCUGCCUCCUGGAGCCCGCAAUCUGGAGUCUGUAUGGAAGGCCAUCAGCCAAGAUGGAGUGAGCAUAGGAAGAAGAGGAUUAGGAAAGCCAGUGGGGCAGAGGAAGCUGUGACCCAAGGGAUGCGUGGCAGGUGAGCAGGCCAAGGGAUCAGCCUGUGCAAAGGUUCACCAGGACCAAGGCCACUAAACCUGGACCCUGCCCCGCUGGACCUGAUCGGGUGGUUUGGUGGCUGGCCAUGCUGGUCACAUGUCACCCGACCAAGGUCCCUGCCUCUGUCUUCCUUGGGUGAGAAUUGCGGGCCAAGUCCUGGGGGGAGGGUUGGGGCGGAGGAGGUCGGCCUGCUCUCUGGAAUGUUGAGGCACUGCACUUAGUUCGGGCAAGUUCCCCGAGUCCAGAGGGUAAAAGGACCCUCAGUUUCUACCUUGGGCCUUGGCAGUCAGCCUGGGAGCCACUGUCCAGCGGGGAGACAGGGACAGAGAUGGGAGCAGUUCCUAAAUUGCAUUUUACCCCUGCAGCUGUGUGUAAAUAGGUUUUAUGAUGUUUCUCUUUGGGGCAGAAGUGAUGUACUGAGUGCCUGCCUCUUCCUGUGUCCCCUCACUGCCACCUGCCCUCCUCCAUACAGGCCCCUGGCUGGCUUGGCUGGGGCUGGAACCCCAGAAGCUAGGAGCCAUAACAGCAGAGACCUGGCCACCCAGGAGCCCAUCUCCAAGUGGACGGGGAUCUAGAGGAUUAGUGUUUGUGUGUGUGUGGUGGUGGGGGGGGGUCAAAAAGUUGCCAGCCUGCAUCCGCUAAACCCCUGGCACCAGCUGGGGAGGGAGGAGGACGGGAUGCCGAGGGGCAGGGGGGCAGGAGUGAGGCCUGUGGCCCCACACAGAUCUCCGUCCUGUGGUCUGAGGAGUGGGAGGACACAGCAGGGGACUCUUAGAACCAGAACAGGGAGGCAGGACACCAGAGCUUUGGUCCCAGUGACCAGGCCUCCUUAGGACCUCAGUUUUUCAUCUGUUUGCAGGGAGAAGGUUGUCCCAAACCUUUCCCCAAACUCUUGAGUGGGCCAAGCACCCACAGGACUGCAAACCAGAGAGCUGAGGUUGGACCUCAGUGGGAU
Messenger RNA from Choloepus didactylus (southern two-toed sloth), 4969 nucleotides. RefSeq names its product fibrinogen C domain containing 1 (gene FIBCD1). The record is from RefSeq and is a predicted model, not a curated record. The transcript has 8 exons. The coding region runs from base 235 to 1620 and encodes 461 amino acids. Lineage: Eukaryota; Metazoa; Chordata; Mammalia; Pilosa; Megalonychidae.